This is a messenger RNA of Mizuhopecten yessoensis (Yesso scallop), 16075 nucleotides long. Its product is annotated as E3 ubiquitin-protein ligase HUWE1-like. The transcript has 81 exons. NCBI's taxonomy places the organism in Eukaryota, Metazoa, Mollusca, Bivalvia, Pectinida, Pectinidae. Gene Ontology annotation, molecular function: ubiquitin-protein transferase activity; zinc ion binding; protein binding. The coding region runs from base 189 to 13694 and encodes 4501 amino acids. Gene Ontology annotation, biological process: protein polyubiquitination; proteasome-mediated ubiquitin-dependent protein catabolic process; positive regulation of protein catabolic process. The record is from RefSeq and is a predicted model, not a curated record. Gene Ontology annotation, cellular component: nucleus.
CAUCCGGGCAUGCAAGCAUCUUCAACAUGGCAGCCGUCUGCAGUAUCAGGAAUGAUUUGCAAAUAUGAAAAUACGGUUUGCAAAAACGAGAUAGAAUAAAAUGAAUCAAUAGAAAUGGAGUUGGAGAAGACGGCAAGUCUAAAUAUUUUCAGCUGAUACAGUGUAAAAUUUCAAACUGAAUCAUCAAGAUGAAGAUAGACAGAAAUAAAUUGAAAAAGUCUACUACAGAGGUGCCUGCAGAUUGUCGCGCCCUCAUUGAGAAGCUGAAGACUGCUACAGAGGAAACUCUGCUGGAGGAACUGAGGGCAGUGAAAGCCUGGUCUUAUGGAAAGUGUGAGUUAUAUCACUGGUCAGAUGUCCUGGACAAGUUUGAUGAAGUCCUGGAAAAGGCGUGCAAGAAGGAGGGGGAGAAGAAAUGGAUGCUGUCAUGUGACAGAACUGGCGAGAUACAGCUUAAAGACCUACUGUUGGUGAUUCUGCACUUCACGUCUCUGCUGAUCGAACACAGUUUUUCGCGUCACCUUUACAACUCGAUGGAACACCUGACCAGCUUGUUGUCCUCAUCUGAUAUGACAGUCGUCCUGGCAGUAUUGAAUCUCUUAUAUGUUUUCAGCAAAAGGUCAAACCACAUAACUCGACUGAGCAGUGAUAAGAAACAAGGCCUGAUUGUGAGACUGACUCACUUAGCUGAGAGCUGGGGUGGUAAAGACAAUGGUUUUGGCCUUUCUGAGUGUUGCAGUAACGACACUAUCUAUAAUUUUCCUACCAGUGCAACAACAUUGCACUUUGAAUUUUAUGUGGACAAUAAAGAAGAGAAGGGCAGGAAGGGAACGGCUAAUGUCAUUACCUCUAUACACAUGGAAAACUUGGACAAGUCGAUAAAAAUGCCCUCUGAAAUUAUGGAAGAAAUUCUUGAGAAUUUCAAAGUUCCCGAAGAAAAACAGAUGUUGCUAUAUACUCAUAUACGUUUGGCCAACCUGUUUUCCAAGUACGAGGCCAGACUACAAUGUGUGCAGGCUAGACUGCAGGCAAUGGCUAUUCUGGUCUAUUCCAAUGCCAUUCAAGACAACAUGAAUGCUCUGCUGUACCCAGGUCUGAUAGAGGAACUAGUGGAUAUUAUAGAACUCAAAGAUGAAAACCUGGUGGAAAUUAAAGCAGCUUCCCUGAGAACGCUUACAUCCAUUAUUCACCUGGAGAGAAAUCCAAAGCUGAACAACAUAAUAGAUGCUACUGGUGCAUCAUCAUACCACGGUUUUCUGCCAGUGCUUGUACGCUCCUGUAUACAACACAUGACAGACACCCUGUUAAAGCCGUUCCCACAGCCCUAUGCCACGGCCCUGUUCUCAUUUUUAUAUCACCUGGCCAGUUACGAAAAUGGUGUGGAGGCCCUGGUGUCCUGUGGGAUGAUGGAGUGUUUACUGAAGGUGAUCAGCUGGUAUGGCAACGGUCAGGAUCACAUCACGCAAUUUGUAACGAGAGCUGUGCGUGUAGUAGACUUAAUUACCAAUCUGGACAUGGCCGCCUUCCAGACACAGGGCGGUCUAUCAACCUUCCUCAACAGACUAGAACACGAGGUGGAGAUCUGUAGGAAGGAGAACCCAUUUCAGAUCCGAAUUAAACGUGACUCUAUGAGUGAGAGUCAGGACUCUCCCCUCGCUAUGGAGAUGGACUUGCAUGGUGAGGAGGGCAGAGAGGGUACCAUUGACGAGGAGUCUGUUGUCCAUGAUGAAUCAAGGGUCAACGAAGGUGCAUCUACCUCCACUGGCAUGGCGUACACAGUUUCUUCUCCACCAAAAAAUGGAGUCCAGUGUUUCCCUCAAAGAGCUGCCCUGCUGAAGUCCAUGUUAAAUUUCCUUAAAAAAGCAAUCCCAGAUUCAUCAUUUUCGGAAAGUAUUCGACAUUUAAUGGAAGGAUCUCUGCCCAAGUCUCUCCAGCACAUCAUCAGCAAUGCUGAGUAUUAUGGGCCCUCCUUGUUCCUUCUGGCCACGGAUGUUGUGACUGUGUAUGUGUUCCAGGAGCCAUCCCUUCUGUCCUCGCUACAGGACAGUGGACUAACGGAUGUCGUGCUCCACGCUUUACUUAUCAAGGAUGUACCAGCAACUCGAGAGGUGUUGGCGUCUCUGCCCAAUGUGUUCAGUGCCCUGUGUUUAAACACGCGUGGCCUAGAGGCAUUUGUCAACUGUAAGCCAUUUGACAGGUUAUUCAAGGUGCUGCUGUCGCCAGAUUACCUCCCCGCUAUGAGGAGGAGACGCAGCUCUGACCCCUUUGGUGACACAGCCAGCAAUCUAGGAAAUGCCAUGGACGAGCUGAUGAGACAUCAGCCUUCAUUGAGGACUGACGCCACCAAGGCCAUCAUUAAGCUACUUGAAGAAAUCUGUGCCAUGGGAAUGGACCCAAAGUGUGUUUGCCAGAAGUCUCAGCCAAAGAAUGAGCCUAAUAUUGUCUCCAUCCGCUCCCCUCAGCCCCCAGACAAUGGAUCUUCUGAUGAAGAGGACGAGGAGGAGGAGCUGGCUAACACCCAGGACUCCGCUACAACUGCUAACAAACCCCCCACGCCCACUGAGACUCCCGCUGACACCAGCAGUCAGUCAAUGACACCUGCUUCCCAAGAAAAGCAAGCCAUACCUUUGAUGGACUACGUACUGAAUGUGAUGAAGUUUGUGGAGGCCAUCCUAAGUAACAACUCGACAGACGAUCAUUGCCGCGAGUUUGUCACACAGAAAGGGCUGCAGCCUCUCAUGUCAAUACUGGGGUUGCCUAAUCUUCCAAUAGACUUCCCCACCUCCCCUGCUUGUCAAGCUGUCUCCAUUGUGUGCAAAUCUAUUCUAAAUUUGUCACGGGAGCCCCAGGUGCUGAAGCAGGGCCUACUAAAGCUGGACGAAGUGUUACAAAGUCUGGAGACACUACAUCAGCCUCUUGAGGCUCCUGGAGGAUCUGUCCUCCUACGUGAACUUGCAAACGUAGCCCACAUACCAGACGCUGCUCAGUUACCCCAGAACACCCCUCUUCUUCAUGCUCUAUCCUCCUGCCAUGCAUACAUCCUCAUGUUUGUACAUGUCUGUCGGAUGGGACAGACGGACAUUCGCACAAUCUCUGUGAACCACUGGGGGUCGGAUCUAGGCUUGAAGGUUUUAGAGGGCCUGAGUAAGCUGUACACAUCACUGGUGUGGGAGAGCACUGUGCUGCUGGCUCUGUGUAAUGAUGAUGUGCUGCCUGCCAGCUGUGAGUUUGGUAAGGCAGAUAUGGAGAAACUACUCCCCAAGGACUUUAAGGCUGAAAAAGACAUCAAAGAGGAGAGUGCCAAUCUUACUCACAGUACUGGUGAACUGGGUAGUAAUGGGGUUAGUGCUGCCAUGGAGUCUCUGUCAACGUCAGAGAGCACAGAAACUCCCAUGGAUGUUGGCGACGUGCAAUCACUGUCCACAUCUUCAGAUAAAGAGAGUAAACGCCCAAAAAUGUCCCCAGCACUGCAGGCACAAGUGAAACAAUUGAAACCUCUAUUAUCUGUGUCGUCUCGUUUGUGUCGUGCCCUUGCUGAACUGUUUGGUUUGUUGGUGAAAUUGUGUGUUGGUAGUCCUGUGCGACAAAGGCGGAGUCACCAGAUCCCUCCACCACCCACCACACCUUCCCCUGCUGCCCAGUCAGUGGCUCGAGCACUCACCAGACUGCUGACCAAUGGUCUUCAAUGGACCCCACCGGAAUAUUCUCCAGUACCCAAACUCAGAUUAACAUUUCUGGUGUGCUCUGUUGGCUUCACGUCCCCAAUGUUGUUUGACGAGAAGAAACAACCAUACCACCUGAUGCUACAGAAGUUUGUCUCCUCGGGAGGACAGAAGGCACUGUUUGAAGCCUUCUCUUGGGCACUAUCCAUUGAUGGGAAAGUCCAGAUGUCUGAUGGCCUAGAGUUUCCUGAACUACCAGAUGGUACCGGUGAGUUCAUUGAUGCUUGGCUGAUGUUAGUGGAGAAAAUGGUGAAUCCUAAGACAGUCCUAGAGUCAACACACACUCUACCAGAGAAGUCUAGUCAGGCAGGCUUUGUGCCCUUCAGCCCAGUCCAGUACCUCAUCAGCACACAAAAGGCGGCUUUCAAUGCGGUAAUGCACCUAUGGAACAAGAAGCCCUUGAAGCUGUAUGGCGGUCGCAUGUCUGAAUCCAUUCUGGCCAUCUUGUGCCAUAUCAUCAAGGGAGAGGCCAUAAUAAAGGAGUACUUGGGUAAGGAGAAGGAGGAGACCCCCAGCACAUCAGGAAAUAGCAUCAGUAUCCUGGCUCCGUCUGCUGCGAGUACUGCUGCUGCUGCUGCUCCCACACCUGCAUCUGUACCGCGACCCAGCAUCCCAGAAAUCAAUCCGUCACACCUACAGCAGCUGAUGGACAUGGGUUUCUCAAGGGAGCAUGCCACACAAGCCCUCAACCACACCACCAGUAUGGAGCAGGCCACUGAGUACAUACUGACACACCCACUGGUCCCAGCCCCCAGGACUCCGGCAAACGUAAGCAAUCCCCUUGGCAUGGUACUGGAGAUGUCUGAGGAGGAUCAAAUGAUGCGAGCCAUAGCCAUGUCCUUAGGCGACAAUAUCCUUAUGUCUACUGACGAGAGUGGACCGAGUAGUUCUUCCUCCAAACAGGAGCCGCCCAAACCCGAGGAGACCGAAAUCGAUGAAAAACAAGAGAAAGAGGAACCACUUGAUCGGACGACGAUUGACCAGUUCACCGACACCGUCAUGCCUGGUUGUCUGACACUACUUGACACACUCCCAGAGACGGUGUAUCGUGUUUGUGACCUGCUCAUUGUUGUUACACAGAGGAAUGGGUUGGAAUGGCAGAAACGUGUCCUGUCCUCUCUUGUUCAGGAGGUUCAGUCCCUUGGUCAGAAGCUACUGUCUGUGGGUCAUGUCUGUCCCUCAGACGAGCCCCAGUCAGGCUCUAAUGACAAGAAGGCAUUCCAUCCCGACUCCUGCAAAUUUGCUACUCGACUUCACCUGUUUAGCCUGCUGUUUGAGGAGGCGAGGAUGCCAUGUGCAGAGACUGUGGAAAAGGUCUACCUCACCGACCUCCUGGUACAGGUGCUCAGUAGUGGGCAGGAGUUCCUCACCGCCAACCGAGAUUAUGUCUCACCAAAAUGGCUAGCACCAAUGCUGCUGUUACUGGACCUGUAUGAAAAAGUAUCUGUGAUAUCUAGGCGUAAGGUGGAUGCUGAGAAACUAUUGGCGGCCAGUCAUACGUGGAAGUGGUUUGAUGACAGUACAGGGCGCUGGUGUAAAUACAGUCUGGGCAACAACAAGACCAUCGACGAUGCUUACCAGUCGGGAGAGUCCAGCAUCAGGUUCCAGGCUGGCAGAAGGCGAUACACGGUCCACUUUAACACCAUGAUGCAGGUUAACGAGGAGACAGGUAACAGGCGGCCCAUCAUGCUGACUUUGCCUACUGUGGAGGAGAAACAACAGGCAGAACAGGGUGAUAAGAAGGUCUCGAACAAGGAGGGUGAAGCUUCCCAGCCCAGUCCUGUGUCUGAGAGUAAAAUGGAAACAGAACCUGUUGAGAGAAAGAUAACGAGAGAAACAAAGAUUGUGAACGGCUUAAACUCGGAUCAGAUUACCAGUGUUAUAAGGUCUGUGGUGGCCCUACUAAACAUUCCAGUGGAAGCUGAGAGUCUUCAUGCAGCCUUGCGCCUCAUCCUACGACUGACACGAGAACACAAAUUUGCUGUCUUGUUUGCAGAACUUGGAGGGCCAAAAGUGUUGCUGAACCUCACACAGGCUUCAGCUUUUCCGGGCUUUGUUUCUCUUGCCACUCUCAUCUUUAGACAUAUCCUUGAGGAACCUGCAUCUCUAAAGUACUGCAUGGAAAAGGCAAUCAAGAAGGCAACUUCAGGGUCGGGCUCAAGUCUAAGUGGUGUCCAGCAGGGCAGUAUGGGUUCUAAGGAAUUGCACUAUGUGUUGAGGGUCCUUGGGCCUGCUGCUUGUCGUAACCCUGGCAUGUUUACAGAAGUGGCUCGAAAUACACUGAGAAUAGCCCUCCCUCGGCCCUCCAAGCGUGAUGAGGAUGAGAGUCGAUUCUAUGGUCCAAAUGCACCACAGAUCCUGAAGAGCAUAUCAACGAAGCAAGUUAUCUCCCAUACUGUGGAAUCUCCAAUCAAGGAGGUGCUAUAUGACCUUCUCAACUGCCUUAUAGUCAAAUGUAAUUACAAAGAGCCAGUACCCACUGCUACCAGUGUAGGCAUGGAGGUCAAGGCUGCUCAGCCCCUCUCGGAGGCCAUCGCAGAGAUGUCACGUGAGCUCCAGGAGAGACAGGCCAACAUGGUGCGCCAAAACAGCUCAGCUGAACUCCAGCAAGAGGAAGAGUCCACUAGUCAAACCGAUCUAACAGCAGAACAGGGAGGAAACAAAGACCAGACAAAGGAAAAGGAUGCCAAGACAGCAGAGGAUAGCCGCAAGCAGAGUCUUUUAAUGCCAAAGUCACUAAUCCUGCGGCUACUGUCAGAGAUGGUUAAGUCCUACGGCAGUUGUACACAACUCAUCACACAACACGUGUAUACUGGUGGCCAGUCAGAACUCGUGCCCGAGGAAUGCAGUGUGCUGGCGUUUGUACUGGACCACCUUUUGCCCCAGUGCCAGGUGUACGGAGACCGGGACUGCCCUGCAUUGUCACGUGUUUUUGUGGCUAGCAUUGCAUCAUGUAACAACCGGCCAGAUGCUCAGAUGGCACUCGUAGCGGAAAUAAAAAAUGCCCUGCAGCGGUCUCUGUGCCAUCCUGAAAGCUCAGAGAAACAUGUGCGUAUACAGUCCCUGACAAAUCUCAUCAGCAUUAUUAUUGAGUCAUGUCCAAGUCCAGGACAGGUGCCAAAUGAGGUGUUUAAGGGACAGCAGACGCUGAUGAACAACAUUGUGAAGAGUUUGCUGAAGAAGGGCGUUGUGACAGACUUGGCUAGGAUACCCCAUAGCCUUGACCUCUCAAGUCCCUACAUGGCCAAUACUAUCAACUCUGCCCUCAAGCCCCUCGAAACGCUCUCCCGCAGUGUCAACCAGCCUAUACAGGGUGUAACUACAAAAGGAAAGGGCAAGCUAGACCUUGGUGAACAUGCUCCUGGACAAGAGUCGACCACGGAGAAUACUACCACAGCGGCUGAAGGAGGUACAGGAAACCUUGGACAGGAGAGGGACGUAACUAUUGAGGAUAUCACAGACCAGGCUGACCAGCAUGGUGACCUAGAGGAAGCAGAGCCCCUGGAAGCUGAGGAACCGGAACAUGAUCUUGACAACACUGAUCCUGGCUCCCAGCUACAGGAUGUCAUUGAUGAGCUACUGAGCAGGGAUUCUAACCUGGACACUGAGAGGGAAGUGCUUGCUGAUAUUGUGAUGGAAACAGAAGACAUUAGCCAGGCAUCAGAGCAGGAUGAUCACGGAGAUGAUGGAGACGAUGAACUAAUAGAUGUGGAGGAGAUGGACCACCAUGACUCUCACAUUGUCAGCCAGGAGAUUUCUAUAGAGGACGAGGAAGGAGAUGAUAAUACUCAUGUUGAUGUCCAUGACGACGACUCUGCAGAGAGUGGAUCAGAUGCAGAUGAAGAUGACAACGAUGAUGGUGAUAAUGAUGACGACCAGGACGAUGAUGACGAUGAUGAUGAGGAAGAUGAAGAGGGGUCUGAUAUGGAGGCAGAGGAUGAGGAUGAUUAUAACGACCUGGAGAUAGACACGCCCUCUGGUCACCAGUUCCAUGACGAAAACAAUGUAUUUAAUAUGGAGGAUAUGAUGUUCCCACUAGGAAACCAGCAUGUGAUAUUCAAUCCCUUGGACAACAACCAUCAGCUGCACAGUUUUAACGGCUUACAAUGCCCAAUCUCCAUACACGACAAUGAUAAUGGGAAUGAGCUGGCAGUGCCAACCGUUGUGCCUCCCGCACCCAGUAAUGUGAUGGCGACCCAUCCUCUGUUGACUCGCCAGCCUGACACGCAUGGUGUUGUUGCUCGUAUACACCGAGGGGGACGCCAGAGAGGUACCUGUCGCUACAAUCCCUCCACACAGACCCUCCAUGUCAACUUCCCAAGGCCCCCCAACCCACCAGUCAUCUUACAAAGACUGCUUGGCCCUACCACGGCAGCCGAUGUCCUUCAACUGACAAGUACCCUGACAUCAGUAGCUGGGCCAACCCCCACACGUGUCAUGCUGCCAAAUGAAGACUUGCGGAUCAUGUCUCGCCCUGACGAAGACCUUUUUGAGGAACUCUUCCAGGAGCCCUACCCUGACAGCAGUGCAGCUGGUACCGGUGUACUCACCUACAUUCCUUCCACACUGACCAGAUGGACAGAGGAGGCCAAAGUACUGGAUGGUGACAGCAUUAACGACUGUAUGACAGUAUUGAAGCCAGAAAUCAUGGAAGUUCUAGAACAGCACCGAGAUGAGGAGCUGUCAGAGCGAAGGGAGAAACGGAAAAAGGCUGUAGAGGAAGAAGCUGCAGCCAAGAAGGAGAAGGAGCAAAACAGCAAAGAGGCGUCUGUGGACUGGGUAUCUCCACAGCAGAUGGAGGUGUCUCUAGACGGGAUGACACCUUCCAGUUCGUCUGGUGGUGUGAGCAGCAGCACAACUCUAACCAACACCAACCAGGAAGCCAAUGGUCGACACAUCAGUGCAUCGGAGGCUGCUGCAGCAGCAGAGUUGAUUGCAACAGAGAUGGUGGAAGGUAUUCUGUCAACAGCCACCCCUUCAGAAUCAGAAUCAGGAUCUCGGCCACCUGAUGGCCUGCUGUCCACAGCCUCACCCUCGGUAAUGUCAACGUUCCUGACCCCAGCUAACCCGCUCCCCCUCAUCACCCCUGGGGCUCCAUUGGCAGAUAGGCCGAGACCAAGAGCCCCCAAUGAUGGCAGACUGAAUCUGGCUUCUUUGCUACUGAGUGAUCAAGAUCCUGCUCCUGCUUCCCAGCGGACUGGUGUAUCAACGUUUGGGGGACUAGGGGAGAUAAAUGCACCACUUGUCGGUAGCCAGCCUGUGUCUGUUGUGCCUGCUGCACCCACAGAGGGUAGCAUCACUCCAGAGGAGGUGUCGGGGAUCAGCAGCUCGGGGGCGGUCACUGUCCAGUCAUCAGCGAGUUCAGAAGAGUUAGCUGGGUCAGGCCUAGAGAUAUUGCCCACCACUUCAUCUCCAAUCAUCAGUCAUGAGACAGCACAGUCCAUCGACUCGGGCCUUCGCAGUUUCCUCAUGGGUGGCGCUUCAAUGUCAUCUGUGCUAGAGAGUGCCACUGGGAUGUCAGACGUCCCCACUUCCACCUCUGGGCCCCUUGACCCCAACACCCCACUCCUGCCUAGCAGUAUUCUCAGCUCCCUGGACCCUGGAUCCAUCCCCCUCCCCCGUCUUGUCACGGAGGGUGCCAUAGGUGGUUCAGACUUGAGGAGCGUACUACCCUCUACCUGGACUAUCCCCACCACUGCCACCACCACCAUGCCCACUCUAGGCUCGACAGGGUCUAUGGAAGGACCGUCUUCCUCACGCAGUGCAUCGGGUACACAAAACCCCUCUGUCCCUGAAGGUGUUGAUCCAUCAUUCUUAGAUGCCCUUCCUGACAAUAUACGCCAGGAAGUGAUCGCGGAGCAGCUUCGACUUCAGCGGAUCCAGCAAAGUGCCAGAGAGCAGGCCCAGAGUGCUCACAGCAGUGGCACCAUGGAGGUCAACGCAGAGUUUCUGGCUGCACUACCCCCAAACAUACAGGAAGAGGUACUAGCCCAACAGAGAACAGAACAAGCACGUCUGCAGGCCCAGAGUACUCCUGCUCAGCCUGGUACAGAUACUCCGGUGGAUCCUGCUACUUUCCUGGCUACACUUCCUUCAUCUCUACGACAACAGGUCCUGGCUGAUAUGGAUGACAGCAUGGUUGCUGUCCUGCCACCCGACCUGGCUGCAGAAGCACAGUCACUUCGAAGGGAACUGGAGGAUAGACAUCGGCGACUCAUGCAAGAUCGUCUAUUCGCACAAGCUGGAGCAGGUUCUCUAUCUGCCAUCCUAAGACACACUGGGUUUGCUGGUCGGUUGGGUGCAGGGAGGUAUGCCUUGCGUGCUGUGCCACGUGGAAGCAACCAGUGGGCCUGGGGUUCAAAUCGUAUGGACAACCAUUCCUCCAGUAGUGGAGUGAAUGCCAUCAAAUUCCGGGGACGACAUCUGUUGGAUCAUGAGGCACUCACAUGUCUGAUUGUUUUGUUGUUUGUGGAUGAACCAAAGAUAAACACUAGCAGGCUACAUCGUGUCCUGCGCAAUCUGUGCUACCACAGUCCCACGAGGAUAUGGGUCAUUCGUGCUCUUCUCUCAAUUCUUCAGAAGACUGGUGAUGGCAUUGUGGAAGAAGGAAAAUGUGCUGCUGGAGACAAGGGGAAAAAGAAGGCUACAAAUUCUUCCCCUGAUGUCACUUGGAAAUAUGACACUAAGAGCCAGGGGUCAUGGCUCUCCAUUAGUCUAGAGGCUGCCCUAGGGUGUCGUGCAAACGUCUUCCAGAUUCAGAAAGUGGGCAAAAAACAUGUACCUGGGGGUUCAUGUACUGGCACUGUGACAGUGCAUCCCCAGGCUGCUCCUGUUGUGUGUAGACAUGUUCUUGAUACAUUAAUUGCCCUAGCCAAAGUGUUCCCUAGUCAAUUUCUGCCCACUUGCAAAGCGAAGGAAGUGGGCAAAUGUGAGGAGGCAGAGGUGGAGGAGCGACAAGAAAGUGUCCCAGAGCCAGCCCAGAGCAGUCCCAAACAAUCAACGUCAGGAGCCGAAUCGCCAAAGUCAGAAACAGACUUUUGGGACCAUCUUAUAAAAUUAGACAAUGUGAAUAUGAAUCGUAAGGGUAAAGGUGUUCAACGGACUCACAAUACCAGCAAUACAGAAGGUGAAGCUAAUUUCUACAAUUUUGAAUCAUCUCCGCUUGGCCAGCUGAUGCUGAUGUUAUCUCACCCAGUGGUGAAGCGCAGCCAGCUGCUCACUGACCGGCUACUGAGAUUGCUUGGACUUGUGUCUAUGAGCUUGCCUGAUGCCACAAGAGGUAACCGUGCCACCUCACAGGCACCAACCAGUACCAUGCCUAGUCUACUGUCCAGCAUGGUAACACCUUCUGUUGUCACCCCAACAACUGCCACUUCAACAUCAAUGUCCACAGCAACAUCAGCUUUGACAACACCGGCUGUUACUGAGGUGGUUACACCCAGCUCCACACACAGCACCACCACGCCCCUUGAAGUCAAAGUGUCGGCCAAGUCUGAAGAUACAAAAAAGGUGGAGGAGGAGAUAGAGGAAGCACCUGUUAUAUUAGAGGAUCAGCUCAAGCUUGCUGUCAAGGUGCUGACAUCCAAGUCCUGUUCUGAGGAGGGACUAGAAGAUGCCACAAACUUACUACUUCGUAUGUCUUGGGCCAACAAUGCCACAAGAAAUGCUGUCCUACGGCUUCUUCUUGAGGGCACACAGGAAUUGGGACAGACUGUCUGUAGCCACAUCAGGAAUCUUCUACAAGAACUCAAGAAACACAGCGGGAGGCCUAAGGAUGAGGACGAGGAGAUGAAGGAUGCUGAAGGCACCUACGCUCCCACAGGCAAAGGCAUUCUUCAGGACAGGUUUUCACAGGGUACCAACAUAGUGGUGGCGGCCCCUAAGAAGGUAAAGGGUGGCCGCGAAUUGCAGCUGCCAUCCAUGUCCCUACUGACCAACAAGUCGUCCAGCCAGCAGUUCCUGCUUCGUAUCCUCAAAGUCAUCAUCCAGCUCCGAGACGCUGCCAGAACCAUGGUCAAACGAGGCCGUAGACAAACGACUUCACGGGAUUUAGGUAACAUUGCAGAAGCUAUGGCAGCCCUGGAGGCUGAGGCAGAGGCUAUCAUAGAAAUGGUUGGACGACGUGCACAACAGAACCAUCAGAUCCGUGAGUUACAACAGCGUGCCACACCUGCGGCACAGGUUGAACCCUCAGAGGCCACUCCAACUUCUACAGCCACUGGGGAGCCAGGCGGAGCAAAUGGAGGUGAGGUAGCUCCCACUGGGGGCAGUGAUCAGCCCACGCCAACAGAGUCUGCACGUGAAUCGGGCGCUGAAACACCUAUGGACAUAGAUCAGCCAGGUACUUCAGGAGAUAAGAAAGAGAAAGAUGAGACAAAUGCUUUACCACGCCUCAGCGAACAGGUCCUGCUGGACGACUUAUGGACGGUCCUAGGAGACUGUCUUUCCGAGCUUGCCAAGACACCUGACCAUCACGCCGUCCUUAUAUUACAACCCGCCGUUGAGGCCUUCUUCAUCGUACAUGCAGGAGAGAAGGAUGCCAAGUCAGGAGACCAGCCGUCACAGAAGCGUGAGGAUCAAUUGGCCCACCUCAAUCUUGAUGUAGCCCCAGCAUCCCCAGCGGCUCAGUCUGAUCCUCCUCUUCUGAACAGAGAGAACUCUGUGGCCUCCAUGUCCUCCAUAACUAACCUCCCACCAGACACCCAGAAGUUCCUCAAGUUCGCAGAGACCCACAGGACGGUACUUAACCAGAUCCUGCGCCAGUCUACCACACCCCUGGUGGACGGCCCCUUCUCCGUCCUCGUUGACCAUACACGCAUCCUAGACUUUGAUGUGAAGCGCCGCUAUUUCCGCCAAGAACUGGAACGCUUAGAUGAGGGCCUGCGUCGUGAAGACCUGGCUGUUCAUGUGCGGCGAGAGCAUGUAUUUGAGGACUCCUUCAGGGAGCUGUUUAGACGUACUGUGGAUGAAUGGAAACACAGGUUCUACAUUGUGUUUGAAGGAGAGGAAGGACAGGACGCUGGAGGACUGUUGAGAGAGUGGUACAUCAUCAUUGCCCGAGAGAUCUUCAAUCCGAUGUACGCACUGUUCAGUACCUCCCCCGGGGACCGUGUUACCUACACAAUCAAUCCCUCGUCCCACUGCAACAGUAACCACCUGAGCUACUACAAGUUUGUGGGACGUAUUAUUGCCAAGGCUAUUUACGACAACAAGCUACUUGAGUGCUAUUUUACUCGCUCCUUCUACAAACACAUUAUAGGACAGACUGUCAAGUACACCGACAUGGAAAGUGAAGACUAUGCAUUCUACCAGGGACUAGUGUUCUUGUUGGAAAACGAUGUCAAAGAUAUAGGAUAUGACCUGGCCUUUUCAACAGAGAUCCAGGAGUUUGGUGUUACUGAAUCGCGUGACCUGAAGUUGGAUGGUAACAAGCUGAUAGUGACAGAGGGUAACAAGAAAGAAUAUGUGAAACUUGUCUGUCGGAUGAAGAUGACUGGCGCCAUCAGGAAACAGCUCAACGCAUUCAUGGAAGGUUUUUACGACAUCAUCCCAAAGAGGCUCAUCUCUAUAUUCAACGAACAGGAACUGGAGCUGUUAAUCUCUGGCCUGCCCAACAUCGACAUUGAUGACCUCAAGUCUAACACGGAGAACCACAAGUAUCAGAGCACGUCACUACAGGUGCAAUGGUUCUGGCGGGCAUUAAGAUCGUUUGAGCAAUCGGACAGGGCGCAGUUCCUGCAGUUUGUUACAGGAACAUCCAAGGUACCUCUGCAGGGAUUUGCCUUCCUGGAAGGUAUGAACGGAUACCAGAAAUUCCAGAUCCAUCGUGACGACAGGUCGACAGAAAGACUGCCUGUUGCACAUACUUGCUUCAACCAACUUGAUCUCCCAGCGUACGAAACCUACGACAAACUUAGGCGUAUGCUGCUGUUAGCAAUAAACGAGUGCUCAGAGGGCUUCGGAUUGGCCUGAGGUGGCCGACAGUUGUUAGCUCUAACAUAGGUGGAGGCGCAGGGCUGUGUUAAUGUGUUCUUUUCAUGUGACACUCGGACGAACAGUGUGUUCAAGACAUCACGAGAAGGACCGACUUGUUCUCUUCAAAGGAACAGGAAGAGAUGAUAGAUAGGAAAGAAGAAAAAAAAAUAUCGUAAAAUUGUUGAAGUGUCAGUUGAAUUAUGUUGAAUCUGGUGAUUAGAAAUUGGAAAUUGUUUGAUUUCUGUCGAUGUUUGAUAACAGCAAAAUGUGGUAUGGUUGUGUGUGCUGAUGGGAGAAACGGAAUGUGUGUGAAAACCUGUUGGGUAGCUGAUGUGAUAGUGUGUAAAAAAAUUCUCCCCAUUUAUAUUUUGAUUAGUAUAUUUGCCUGUUGUAUGUGCAGAGUCUAGAUUUCAUAAUAAGACCCCACUAGUGCUAAUAGUGCCACCCACUUAUUUAUUUGUUAUUGUAAUUAGCAGAGCACCUCACUCUACUACUAGCCUGUAUGAUGCCGGACUGAUUCUUAGUGACGGGAGCAUAGAAGGAGAUACAGAAAUGUUCUACAAUUCCUGCCACUGAUGUAAAACAAUUCACCCGUCUCUUUUGAAAAAUGUUGAUGUACAAACAUCAAUUUUUAUGUUGAAGAUGUAUUUAAGACAACCUUUUGUUUUAAUAUAGGUAUAAUAAAUCUUGGAAUGUUACAUGGUGCCAUGUUUACUACUUUCAUAUUUCUGUGAGAUUUGCAUCAUUCUCGACAAGGAAAGAACUUUAUCUGGCUGCAAACAUAUUCGAAGCAUGCUGCAGAAAGUAGUUUACACUCCCUAAGCUGAAGGGUUAAAACUAGACUCCUUGUGCAAUAUAUGUGUUUUUUGUGAAGAAACAAUGUCUGGCCUAGGCAGAUCAGUGCUUUAUAACUUAUUUUUUGUUCUCCUCCACUCGUUCUGCCUGCCCUAGAUAAAUCCUAAAUAGUUGUUUCUGCAUCCCAGAUGAGCCCUGAUUCAUGUUAUCUACCCCCAAAUAACACUUGUUUAGUUUUAAAGGAGAUUUACCCUGUAUAUAUUAUAGCAUAAUGCUUAUAUAAUUUCAAUUUGUUCCACAUUAUUGGUACCUUAUAGUAGCUAUACAUUUCCAUUGACUUUGCUUCAACCCUAGUUCAGGGAGACCAGAAGUCCUGAUUAGUUCUCCCUAUCCAAGUAAGCCCCGAUUCAUUCUCCCUUUUCAAGAAAGGCCCUGAAACAUUCUCCCGACCCAAUAUAUCUCCUUAUUAAUUCUCCCUGACCCCAAAGAAGCCCUGGUCAGAUAACCCUGUCUCUCUGCAAGUAAGCUGUUAUUCAGCACAUAUAUGUAAUCUUUACUUGUGGGAUAACGGGUUAGGCUUGGAGCAGAAAUAUAAGGUGUGAAAAAGAGUGCUACAUUGUUCUGAAAAUAGUGCAGAUGCUCAAUCUGUGUAUUGUAGCUUCAUUGUUCUAUCUUACCUGUUGAGAGUGCUGGAGUAGUGAUGUUAGGUAUUUUAUGAAUGAAAUAUUCAGCAUUGCCCAUAUGUAACAUAUCGGUGAAGAUGUGUGUAAUGUUUCCAAUAUGGAGACUGUUUUCUCUAUUAAAGUGCUAAAUUAACAGAUUUUACUAUCUAGAAGUGGUAUUAUCUCAGUGUGUAUAUGUUUCUCUGUUAAAUCCACAGCCCUAACAUUCAGAAAAGCCUGUGUACUAUAGAAGUGCUCAUUUAUAAAGUCUGCCAAUGGAUUGGGAUGUUGUUGCAUCCCUUGGUACUCCAGACUGUGUGUUAAAAUAUCUGUACAGUAAUUAUAAAAGUGCUGUAGGCAGGAGAAGUGAAUAUAUAGACAAAUUCUGUACAGUAAUUAUAAAAGUGCUGUAGGCAGAAGAAGUGAAUAUAUAGACAAAUUCUGUACAGAAAGCAAGUAUUCUGAUGGAAGGCGAGGUGUUAAUCUAAAAGUUGGGAUGUAUCUGAAUUGUAGUUAUUAUUUUGCCUGAUUAAUUUGCAGUCUUGUUUUGUAGUUAUUGUAUUUCCUUGAAUACUUGAUAUUGUGUCCCUGUUCUGUUGACUGCUUGGAGCAGGAAGGUGUCCUAUACUUUGUUGUAUGUAUUUAUUUAUCCUGCAGUGGGCUGUGUCCGACCAAGUGAUUAAGGCGACUAAUUGUCUGGGGAGGUCCCCUACCAACAUGGUGCCUCGGGAUACAGAAAACGAGAGUCUGUCCAUGUAAAACAGAUGUGUCGAUAGGCUUAUAUAGCAUUGAACAAAUUGAUAUACUGGUACCAUAUGUCUAUAGGAGAUGUACUGUUAGUGUUCCAGGACCUGUGGUGAAAUGACCCUACUUUGUCCAUGGUUUGUACAAAUUGAUGAAUAAAUAACAUGUAUGACGAUA